AUGGUGGAGAAUAAUCGACCUAUUGUUAAUGAAGAUGGAAUCAAGACAUCAUCUGAAGCUAAACUAACACAAUUUAACCACUCCUCACAUCAUCAAAGGCUUCAUCAAAAUAUUAACAAGGGUCUCGGGGAAGAACAACAAUACAAAUUUCCUUCAUCUAUUACACCAGUUCCACUGGCCAAUAUUCAUGCCAAUGCAUCAGCGACUAACUUACUGCUAACUUCAUCAACAUUCUUUAAUUCUUCAAGUGAAUCACUUGGUGGUAGAACCAUUUCGAGAAACUCCUCCAAUACUCUAAAAUCCCUACUAGAAAAUGUUCUCCCUCCAUUCUUUACUCCAUGUGUGCCACCUCAUGCAUCAUUCAAUUACUAUUCAGAACAUUAUUGGGGAGAACAUGCCUUAUCACUAACCUCCUUCUCUCCAAUUCUUCAUUAUGAAAAAAAGUCAUCUCUAACGAUUAUUUGUCGAUACACACCUCAACAAACUAGGAAUUCUUCAAGAAGGGAGAGACCUUCCUCUCAAAAGGAAUUAAUAGAGAAUGAGAUUUAUUGUCUGAAAGUUUCACUGGACAAACCAUCCAUUCCAAAGCUGGAAAGGGAUGCAGAAAUUUCUCGAUUCUUGACCAAUGAAUUUUCUCAAGUGUUGGAUCCAACACAACAGGUUAUUGUCCGUACUAAGGCCUAUUUGUCCGAUUAUUUUAUUCUUGUGAGGGAGUUUAUUGAUUGUGUUUCGUUGAGAUUAUUCAUUGAUCGAUCGAAAACAUACAAUGCUAGAGUAGAACCAAUUACUGAUCAUGAGAAUUUUGAAACCUUAACAAAUGAUACUGUAACACUUCUCAAUGAAGAACAACGAGUGAAAGAAAACAUUACAAUAUUGGAAAGUAAUUUAACACUUGCUAUUUCUAUUUGUAUGAGUGUUGCUCAACUGCAUCACUCAAGAGUUUGUCAUGCUGACAUUAAGCCAGAAAAUAUAAUUGUAGAUGGACCUAAAUGCAAUAUAAGAUUGAUUGAUUUUGGAAAGAGUACAUUCCUCCCUUUGGAGCAUCCAUUUUUAUAUACUGAUAAAAUUAUUGGUAGUCGAAUGUAUUGUGCUCCAGAGGCAACGGGGAAAAUUCCAAAACCAAUAGGUUUCCACACUGAUAUAUAUUCGCUUGGAUUUGUUCUCUUUGAGUUAUUUUCCAAAGAACAUCCAUUUACCAAGUUUAGGGCAGUAGAUUUCGUAUUUCAACAUUUGACUCAACAACCAGAGUCCUUGUUUCAAAAUCUAGCAAGAAGGUCUUUUAUAUCAGCCAAUGAAGGAAACCUAUUCACAGCUGCUACUAGAGCAAUUUCAAGACUUAUUACCAAAGCCAUUCAAAAAUCUAUUGAGAAACGUUAUUUGAGUAUUUUUGGAUUGAAACGAGAUUUGCUCUACAUACAGAAUGCUAUUCAACUAGAAGAUAUGGAAGCUCUUGAAAAUUUUCAAGCUGGUAUGAACGAUGUUCAAACAACUUUAUCCAUACCUUAUGGUGUCUAUGGUAGAGAGGAAAUUUUCGAAAAAUUGAAAUUGAAACUUGAAAAUAUGAUGGAAUCUAGUGAGUCAAUGAUUGUCCUUCUGGGAGGCUAUAGCGGCAUAGGUAAAUCAAGUAUUGUUAAGGAGUUUAGGACAAGAAGUAAAACAGCAAUACAGUUCUUUGAGGCAAAAUACGAUCAACAUAUGAAUAUCCCUUACUAUGCCAUUAUUUCUAUAUGUAAACAAAUUAUUGGCGACGUUCUUGGAGAAUCUGAAUCAGUGAUUAAGGAUUUCAGAUUCCAAUUUGGUACACUUAUCAAUUCAGAUCAAUUAGAAAUGUUGAGUGAUGCAAUUCCUGAUAUGUCAUAUUUAUUUACAACUAAUCUAGCCAAAAAGCAUACCUCCCCAUCAAUGGGAGAUCAGAAUGGAGAGCGUAUGAAGCUCUUUUCACAAGGAAUUAUUCAUCUCUUUAGUUGUUAUACUCAUUUAAAAAAGAAGAGAUUGUGCAUUUUCUUGGAUGACUUGCAGUGGACUGAUUUUGAUAGCAUGAAGCUAUUAAAGGAAAUUCUUGGAACAACUGGUUCUUGCGAUACUGUUCCUCUUUUAAUUAUUGGAGCAUAUAGAAAUAACGAAGUGGGAAAGGAUCAUCCUCUAUUUUACUUUUUAGAAAAUCUCAAACUUAAAGUGAACAUUGAAGAAAUCCAAGUUGUUGAAUUGACACAAGAUCAAUCUAACAUGAUUGUCUCAGAGUCUUUAAAUAGAGCUGAAACAGAAGAACUAACCAAAAUACUCUUCCCUAGGACAAAUGGAAACCCCUUCUUUUUAAAGCAGUUAUUGGCUGGUUUAUUUAAGGAUGGAGCUAUUUAUUUCGAUACUCAAACAGAUACUAUUACAUGGGAUAAAAAGAAAAUAGAAAAUGCAGAAUACAUAUCUGAAAACGUUAUUGACUAUCUCCUUGGACAUUUGGAGAAAUUACCAAAACAAACACAAGAUAUUCUUGCAUUUGCUUCUUGCUUUGGAAAUAAGUUUUCCAAUAAAGACAUGCUCCACCUACUCAAUCAGCAACAAGAAGACAAGAUAGACUUGAUGCAACUAAAAGAAAGAUUGAACUAUGCGGUGAAGGAGGGAUGGAUUUCAAAUAUCAAUUCUGGUCAUUUACGAUUUAAUCAUGAUAGACUCCAACAAGCUGCUUAUGAAUCACUGCCUUUGAAUGAAAGGUUGAGAAUUCACUAUAACUAUGGU
Naegleria gruberi is the source of this 2733-nucleotide messenger RNA. RefSeq names its product kinase domain-containing protein. The transcript has 2 exons. Lineage: Eukaryota; Heterolobosea; Eutetramitea; Acrasida; Naegleriidae. The record is from RefSeq and is a predicted model, not a curated record. Gene Ontology annotation, molecular function: ATP binding; protein kinase activity. Gene Ontology annotation, biological process: protein phosphorylation. The annotation marks the transcript as partial.